CUUCCUUUCCUAUUUAAACGUCAAAUGCAUGAAAGAAAAUCACAAUAAUAAUAAACAAUUUAUCACUAUGAAUCUGAAUAAAAAUUUUACGGACGCGAAAUAAAUUACAGCAAAAUGGAAUUGUUUAGAUCAGAUCAAUAUUACAUAUUUGUUAGAAAUGAGUCAAGUCUUUGGUGGAAUCGACAAACCGGAGCCUUUUCCGUAAGAUCAGCUUGGGAUCUCUCGGAUAUAGAGGACAUAGAAUGUUUAGGGAUAACAGAAGGAAUAAUAGGGAAAGUGGAGCACUCAAAUAUAUUUGAACCUCGACUUAUGAUCAUUAAGGAGAGUGUACCAGUAGGUCAAUUAUAUUUUCACCAUACAGUUUAUAAAAUAAAAUCAAUAUGCUUCCUAAACAUGGGGCUUGUGAACCAUGAAGUAGAACUGUGUGCUUGUACCAAGCAUGGUUCAUCAAGUUCAAUUGGUAAUUCAGGAAGGUCUAUCAACAAGAAAAUGGGUGGCCGACUUUUUGAGAACUCAGCAUUUCUGAAUAAAACUGUAGGAGCCGUUAAAAAUGUUAGCAAUACAAUCAAAACCACGACACAACAAGCAGCAACACAGGUGAAACAAACUGUCAAGAAACAAAGGGAUCCCAAACUAGCUGAGCGCUUUGAGAAGAGACUAACUGAUGAACUUCAUAAAAUAUUUGAUGACUCAGAUAGUUUCUAUUAUUCACGCACCCUUGACAUAACAAACAGUCUACAACGACAAUAUGAAAUAGAGAAGAUGUUAGAAUCAGAGGAGAACAGUAAACCUGUUAUGGAUAUAACAAGGUGGUGGAAACAUGUGGAUGAUAGAUUUUUCUGGAAUAAAUACAUGCUUAAGGAUAUAAUUAAUUUGGGAAGUCCAGAUUGUGAUGAGUGGGUACUUCCCAUCAUUCAAGGCUAUGUUCAUCUAUCUCAAAUAGCAGUAGAGCCAGCAGAUAUCAACCCAUUAAAUACAGAAUCACUGUCCAAUAGCAAUUCAUGUGAUGAGACCUUCACAUUAGGCCUGAUAUCCAGGCGAUCAAGAUAUCAAGCAGGCACUAGAUACAAUCGUCGUGGUAUCGAGCCGGAAGGAAAAGUGGCAAAUUAUGUGGAAACAGAGCAAAUUGUGUCCAUAAUAUGCUCUGAUAGUGUACAUAGAGCUUCUUUCAUUCAGAUUCGGGGAUCGGUUCCCAUUUUCUGGAGUCAGCCAGAUUACAAAUUUAGACCACCACCUCGUCUUGAUAGAAGUGAAGAAGAAUCACAUACUGCUUUCAAAAAACACUUCGAUCAAGAACUGAAUACAUACAAACAAGUGUGUAUAGUGAAUCUCGUAGAGCAGCAAGGUCGAGAGCGCAUCAUAUGGGAGGCGUACGGCAACCACGUACUUAAGUUAAAUAGUCCCGAUAUUAUAUACGCCACAUUCGACUUUCAUGAGUAUUGCCGUGGCAUGCAUUACGAAAACGUCAGUAUUCUUAUAAAUGCUAUCGCAGAUAUAAUCGGCGACAUGCGCUUCUGUUGGCGUGACGACCGCGGUCUCAUAUGCGCGCAGAACGGCGUCUUCCGUGUAAAUUGCAUUGAUUGCCUGGAUAGAACCAAUGUUGUACAGACGGCGAUAGCGAAAUAUGUGUUAGAGCUGCAACUAUGCCGGUUAGGGCUGGGUGCUCCUGGCUGUGGUUUACCACCUCCACUGCGGAGCGCCUUCCUCGCCAUGUGGGCAGACAGCGGAGACCUGGUGUCGCGACAGUAUGCCGGGACCAAGGCACUUAAGGGCGACUAUACGAGGACUGGCGAAAGAAAAUUCACCGGCAUGAUGAAAGACGGUGUCGCAUCGGCUAACAGGUAUUAUUUAUCAACUUUCAAAGAUGCACUUCGUCAAGUAGCCAUAGACGUGAUGACCGGCGAGUCGCGCUCCAUUCCUGAACAGCUGAUCGUCCCGGAUUGCUCCCGGUGCACGUCUGUCAAGGUUCUCAUGUUCAAUGAUCAGUCCGUCCCCGAUACGGCAGCGAUGGCGCAACACGUAAAAUCUCUAAUCGACGAUUGCAAGAAACUGUUGGUGGACACCGAGCCAGUAUUGGGUUCUUGGGGUCUUAUCGACGCUGAUCCACAUACGGGAGAUCCACAAGAAACGGAAAUGGACAGCGUACUCGUGCUAACGAGCGAGGCGUACUACGUCACCGACUAUGAUGAAACAUCGGACCGGCUGCUCAGCGUACAACGAGUUCCACUGCGUGACGUCACCGCUGUUGAGCUCGGCACCUAUGACACCAAUGCCACGAUCUUCGGUGUAGGCCGCAAGAGCAGUACUGAACCGGUGUUCUGUAUACGCGUCAACUACACGUAUAAUGGCGAGGCAGGCUACUUCCACAUGUUCCGAUCCACGUCUCUGCGUUUCUUUAACAAUAUGGCUGUCGUCAUCAACACCAAGGACGAGAUGAUUGAAUCGCUGCAUUCGAUAUGUGAAUCAAUAGUUGGCGCGUGAUGUAGUUUAGUUGUCAAAAUACCGUUCCAUGACGGUGUCAAGUUGGAACGCAAGAAGUCAAAGCCACAACCGGGCGCUGCUGGUGCGGGUGCACGGUCGUCUCUCUACGUGGACGUGUCGCGGCUGCCAUCACUCACCCGGAACGUCAGCGAGACGCAACUCGUGGCGGACAUACGCAGCGUUGGAUCAAAAGCCCUCAACAACAUGACGGAACAGUUCAGCAAACUCAACAAGCUGAGCCACUCACUAAACGCCCGAGCACGACCCAGCCUCCAAUUAAAAUUCGACCAGAGCGCCUCCCGCACCAAGAAGAUCUUCACUUUAGGACAAAACAAACCCGAUAAAAAAAAGGGCAGCCUGUCUGAUGGCUUGAGUUCUGACUAUUCAUCAGACGAUGAAAAUAGAACUAACAUCUUCGAACCCACUUUAGACAAUUUCGAAAACACACAGCACUACAUUGGUAAAACGGGACAGAAGAGUGAGACCGACAACGACUGCGAUUUAAUAGAAAACCCACUGUAUUCGUCAAAAAUAGAACACGAGAAAGUAGAAUUUGUGCCUAGACAAUUGCCUAUGAACAUAGAAAAACAGUCGUUAAAAACUCCGAAUCAGAUGAACAAAAUAAAUCCCUUCGACAUGGAAUUAGAGGUGUUGAGAACGCCUGAAAUACAAGUUGAAGGCGAAAGUACAAAGCCACUACCGCCCAGCUCUCUAUUACUGUCUCAGAAACUAUCACAUAGCUCCAACGAUGUGAACUAUGAAGAGAAUCAAACCAUCGCAACUGAAGGCGCAAGUUUCCAUACACGUUCGAAUUCACAGCACGAGAUUACGCUAAAUAUAGCACAAUCACACAGUGAGUCAGCGCUCAAGCAGCUUAAAAAUAUUGCCAGUCCAGUAUCCAGUGCUACUAGGGAGAUGGUACUCUCGCCGCUAUCAAAAUUAGCUAAAGGUGUACAAUCCUUAGGUGCGAAUUUAGAUCCGAGGAAGAUCAAGUCAUCUUCAGCUUCAGCUGUGAAGCAUGUUAGCGAACAACAAUAUGAAGAACAUAAAAAACUACAGGAAAAAUGGCGCGGAUGCAAUACCCGUCUUGUGGCUUUGUAAUAUUUGUAAUACUUUGUUUCAAAUAUUUUACCU
Molecule: messenger RNA, 3615 nt
Organism: Achroia grisella
Lineage: Eukaryota; Metazoa; Arthropoda; Insecta; Lepidoptera; Pyralidae
Product: phosphatidylinositide phosphatase SAC2-like
Biological process (GO): regulation of endocytic recycling; phosphatidylinositol dephosphorylation
Cellular component (GO): clathrin-coated endocytic vesicle; early endosome
Molecular function (GO): phosphatidylinositol-4-phosphate phosphatase activity
Source: RefSeq, a predicted model, not a curated record